UGCGGGAGGCUUCGGGGAACAACAAGGAUCCUCCUAGGCAGCAAUUUCGGUCGCCGUCUGUGUGUAGGGGUGCCUCCGCUCGCCCCCAGUGGAUGCAGUCUCCGUCUCCCCUGUCCGCCGGUUCGAGUGCAGGGCAUCGUGCUGGCGAGUGUAGGGAGACGGCGCCUGCCGUUGCUCAUGUUGGUGACGCACGUGACGGAAGGGAGGUGUGGGCAGAACAGCGACGGUUGAUGAGGUCGGUGCAGGAGGAGUCCAUAACUCGGGGGGUGCAGCAAUUGCGUGUUGGGGAAGACGGGCAUGACGGCGAGGAAGCAGUGGGGGACGCGCACGACCCCGACUGUAACGACAACGGCGCUGAAGGUGGGGAGGACGGCGUAGGCUACAUUUCGCCGUCGAAGCAGGCGGCCGCUAUGGGAGGGAGGGGGGGGAAGACGAAGUCGUGUGGCGGUAAUGGUCGUCGGGGCAAAAGGACGACAGGCAAGGGCAACGAUGCCGAAGGUGACGUCGAUGGUGAAGGAGGUCGUCACUUCUGGUCCGUCGAUGACAUUAUAGCCCUCAUCCGGGCUAAACGUGAUCAGGAUGCGCAUUUGCAGGGGAUGGGCCACGCGUACGCUCGGAUGAAGCCGCGAGAAUGGAAGUGGCUGGAUGUGGCGACGAGGUUGAAGAAGGUGGGCGUCGACAGAGAGGCCGAUCGGUGCGGGAAGAAGUGGGACAAUCUGAUGCAGCAGUUCAAGAAGGUUCAUCAUUUCCAAGGACUGUCCGGGAAACAGGACUUCUUCCAAUUGUCAGGGAAGGACAGGAUGUCGAAGGGCUUCAGUUUCAAUAUGGAUUGUGCGGUUUACGACGAGAUACUGGGGUCGACCGCCAAGAACCACACCAUAAACCCGGAGAACGUCGCGGACACUGGCGCUCAGGGUGGUGUGCAUCAGCCAUUCGCCUCCUCUGCGGAUCCUGAAUCUGUGGGCGACGGGGACGGUGGUGCAGAGUACGAUGACGACGAUGACGGGUCCACCAAAGGUUCUUCGCAGACGACGGGUGGCGCAGGCGGUUUCGGCAAGAGGAAGAGCACAAGGCAGCAAACAUUUGAGGCAAUGACGGAGUGCAUGGAGAAGCACGGGGCGUUAAUGGCAUCAACGAUGGAGAGCAACAACAAACGUCAUUGCUCCAUCGCCAUACGUCAGUGCGAGGAGAUGGAAGCGGAGAUCGAAGUGCAGAAAAAGCACUACGCAGCGUCAGACGAAGUCAGCAAGCUUAUGUGUCAUGCCUUGCUGGAGAUAGCGAAGGCCAUCGGCAAACGGGUGAAGGCAGGCGAUGUCGCGGGGGAGGGGGACGACGACGACGCAUUGGUGAACAGGCUGCGCCAGCGGAAUACGCGGGAAGGAAUGGAGGCGGCGACGAAGCUGUGGGUGGAUGACCUCCGCUUCUGGAACGAGAGGGAGGGAUUUGCCAUCAUCAGGUUGAUCGCGGAGGCGCGCGGUUAUCUUGUGGCUGUGGCGCGGGGAGAGCAGCCUCCGCCCAUUCGACGCAGCAUCGUCUUGCCUCACAACAGCAUCCCGCACCACAAGAUCGUGGACGAGUCGGAGUUAAACGCUGCGAAGGAGAGGGCGCUGAAGGUUCAGGGGAUCGCUUUGCGGGUGAUACACGACAAGCACGAGGACGACGGCUUGGCGGCUUAUCAGGAGGCGAGCAUCCAGCGACUGGUGGGGGCUUUCACGAGCGCCGUGAUCAUCGCGGAGGCGACGGACGGCGGGCGUGUAUCGCACGAAAGGUUGAAGACCAUGGCCGACGUGAUAUGGAUGAUGCUCGCGGCGACCAUGUGGCUCAUGCGGAUGGCGGGUGACGAUCAUCGUGCGCAUUACGACGCCUGGGUCUUUGUCCAACUCACAGUGAAGCCGACGCUCGUCACAUCCAUGCAUCGCUGCUUCGACGCGCGUCGGCACAUCGUGCAAGCUGCGACCGUAAUCACCGACAAGUUGGCGAGUCCCCCAUCACUUUGAUCGACCCUCCAAUGUAUGUUCCCGACUGGGCGUCCAUCGGUGUGAAGUUCUUACACGAC
Messenger RNA from Chara braunii, 2056 nucleotides. The record is from the annotation of a GenBank genome assembly. NCBI's taxonomy places the organism in Eukaryota, Viridiplantae, Streptophyta, Charophyceae, Charales, Characeae.